This is a messenger RNA of Morone saxatilis (striped sea-bass), 2105 nucleotides long. It is a transcript of the gene cdc42ep5, whose product is annotated as CDC42 effector protein (Rho GTPase binding) 5. Bases 170 to 1108 code for a protein of 312 amino acids. The record is from RefSeq and is a predicted model, not a curated record. Lineage: Eukaryota; Metazoa; Chordata; Actinopteri; Moronidae. The transcript is spliced from 2 exons.
CAUGCCCAUCCCUUUGGAAAGAAAAAGAAAAUUCACACAGACAAACGACGGCGAGAAAAAGAGCGAGGGAAAAGUCGAGAGGGAAGCGAAAGCAAAAAAAAAAAGCCAGAUGAAAGAGUUGGAUACUGAGGAGGGAGCCCACCAAACACCAGAAUAUACCCUUUAAAUCAUGCCACUGCACAAAUCAUCCCGGGCCCCUCGCCUGGACCCUACCAUGAUCUCAGCCCCGCUGGGUGACUUUCGCCACACCAUGCACAUUGGGAGAGGAGGUGAUGCCUUUGGGGACACCUCCUUCCUGUCCACUCUUGGCCCGAGCCAGGCCAGCCCCGAACCGGGUAGUCCAGGGAUCGUGCCGGAUGCUGACCCUCAGGUGGCGGUCAACCACAGUGAUCUUUACACGGAUGCUCCAGGAAGCCCACAGAACAAUGAGCUUCAGCACUCUGAAUCAGUGUCUUCGUUCACCCUGGACCUGGACCUGGAUCUAGGCCCAUCUAUGCUGGGGGAUGUACUGGGCGUGAUGGAUGGUUUGGGGCUUGACUCUAACGAGGAGGAUGUGUUCAGUACCAAAAGUGGCGCAUCCUCGGUGGGCGCAAAGCAAGGGAAAGGAGCCAUGGAGAUGUCUGUGAACAUAAAGAAUGAGCUGAACGGGAAGAACUUGGUUGGGUUGGAUGGAAACCAGGUGGGAGACGGCAGGAUACCAGAUGGGAAUGGAAUCAAGCCAAAGGGGUUACGACCAAAAGUGCGAUUCAGUGACAAACGAGAGGAGAUCAUUCGCCAAGCGUCUGAGGAGGAAGAGGGUCAAGGGUUUGACUUCCAGGAUGAGGAUCAGCUGGCUUGUCGUAGUCCAACGAGGGGUGAGAGUGAGAGGGGCGAGAGCAUAGGAGGAGGAGGUGAAACCGAGCUCACAAAUCACAAAGUGGAUUUGCCUCCUAGUCCGGCCUCGUCACAUAGCUCAGAGUAUGAAGGAGUCACCUCAUUGGACAGGAGGAGGGUCGACAGCUGCCACUCAGAGACUGAUUCAGAGGAGGAGGAGGAGGAGGAGGAGGAGGAGGAAGUAGGACGGGGCUACACAUUUGAAGACGAGUUUGAUGAUGAAAUUGGUCUAUAGGGGAUCAAAUACGGUUUCCCCUAAAAAAAAAACAGAUCUUUGCUGUCAAGUAAAUCAAGUAUACUGUAUUUUCUUAAACUCAUUAUCUCAGUAUCAUUUAAAUGGAAGGCUUUAACAGAAUGCAAACUGGAUUUUUCAAGACUCAGUGGGAGAGAUACAGUUCGACGAUGUUGCUCAACUGGAAAAUACAUUUAAUGUUUUAUCUGUGAGGGUAACAGAUUUGCAAAAGACUGUUAUUUUGCUCAGAAACAAUGUGUCAUUUAGGUUAUUACAGUGAAAGAUUUGUAGCACUUUGAUUUAUUUUUCUCCUGGAAGCUUUGCUAUGAAACUGAUGCUCAGUGGAAAGUUUGAUUCAGGCUAAAUUAAUGAUGCUUGCAUUGUCUUAUAUUUGCCAUUUAAAGCAACCGGUGUUGUGUUUACUGAGCUUUAUGUUAUAGUGCCUUAAAGGGAGCUGUAUGCUUCUAUUAUUGUACCCUGUGUCUUAUCCAUGUCUUUAUAGUUAUUUCUCAUAUUGCAUGUUUAUUAUAAGCUGCAUGUCCUCUUUUGAUGUUUAAGCUUUACAAAAUGGUUCCCAGUGUCAGAAAAUAAAGUUAUCCUGUGUAUGAUUACUGUGAAUUUGUCACAUUCCAAGUCUGAAAGUGUGAGUUUCUCUGGUUGAGACCAAAUCUGAUCUGUUUUACACAAUGUGUUUUCAUACUGCAGUUAUUUAGCAUGUUUUCAAGUUACCAAAGCUUUUCUUUGGGCUGUGGGGCUGGACUAAUACUAAAGCGCUAUGACAAUCAUGGGAUUUAAAGGUCAAUUGUAAAUCGGGACCAGCAGUGUAUUUUUGUAUGUUAUUUGCUUGUAUAACGCUGGCUUUUGAAAAAGUAUUUUUUUUUUCAUGAUGCUGUAAAAGGGAGAGACCAUUGUGCUCAUCUGUUGAAAAUGCUGGUUUAAACACGUGUUAUCCUGUGGUUAAAUAAGGAUUACAGUGAAAACAAUAAAACAAUUAUUGGGA